ACGAGUAAAUCAGCGAUAAAGGUAUAAUUAUUGUCGUUGUAAUUUAAUUAGUUAGUUUAGACAUUAGUGUCUCGCUGACCGUUACAAUAUGAAGGUUUUCGCAUUGUUUUUAUUGUGCCUCAUUGCUGCCGCUCAGAGCCGUAGCACCGGUUCAAAGGUUGGCAAGAGCACUCUAGCAGAGGCUGGCCAGAACCCGUCGCUGGUGCACCUACGGAUUGCAAUCGGAAGCACCGGACUGCUGCAAACUUGUGCCGGCUCGCUCAUCAACUCCAGAUGGAUUCUCACCACUGCCAGCUGCCUCAACAAUGUCCGCUUCAUCUGGAUCCGCUACGGUGCCUUGGAGGUGAUCAGCCCCGAGCUAGUGACUGAGUCGAGCACUGUCCGCAUCAACCCCAACUACAACGCGCAGACCGGCGAGAACAACCUCGCCCUGAUCAGCAUCAACAGGAAUGUGGAGUCCUCCGACAACAUCGCGCCCGUCAGUCUUGCCGAUGCUGAUGGCGAGUUGCCUGAAGCUGCCAACUUCUGCGCUUACGGUCAGGAAGGCGAAGCCCCUGGUGAGAGAUUGAGCUGCAUCAACGUAGAUCUGUCGGUCGGUGAAGACGGAUCCAUCGUCGCCGACAGCGAGGAUGGAGAGGCCUCUCGUUUCGACAUCGGAGCUCCUCUUAUCGUGGACGGCGUGCAGUACGGUAUCCUCGUAAGCUCCGAAGGUGACGGUGCUGGUACGUUCCUGAACCUGGCCAGCUACAGAGACUGGAUCGCAACUGAGACUGGUGGGCUCAGCUUUCACGAGCAGGACGAAGGUCUAGCUGUCAAAUUUGUCGACAAUUAAGGGCUGGUGGAUGCACGCAACGACUGCACUGUGUUGUAUUAACGUCGUGUUGUAAUAUGAAAAAGAAUUUCAAACAGUAAUGUAAUAUGUUGAUUUAAUAAUAAAAAUUGAAAUUAAAA
Galleria mellonella (greater wax moth) is the source of this 951-nucleotide messenger RNA. Its product is annotated as chymotrypsin BII-like. The coding region runs from base 89 to 832 and encodes 247 amino acids. Gene Ontology annotation, molecular function: serine-type endopeptidase activity. The record is from RefSeq and is a predicted model, not a curated record. The transcript has 8 exons. NCBI's taxonomy places the organism in Eukaryota, Metazoa, Arthropoda, Insecta, Lepidoptera, Pyralidae. Gene Ontology annotation, biological process: proteolysis.